Messenger RNA from Exophiala mesophila, 1634 nucleotides. RefSeq lists its product as uncharacterized. Gene Ontology annotation, cellular component: cytoplasm; nucleus; GID complex. Gene Ontology annotation, biological process: proteasome-mediated ubiquitin-dependent protein catabolic process. The transcript has 2 exons. Gene Ontology annotation, molecular function: ubiquitin protein ligase activity; protein binding. Bases 152 to 1447 code for a protein of 431 amino acids. The record is from RefSeq and is a predicted model, not a curated record. NCBI's taxonomy places the organism in Eukaryota, Fungi, Ascomycota, Eurotiomycetes, Chaetothyriales, Herpotrichiellaceae.
ACAAGUAGAAGAGAUGACAUGAACCUUGACCUCCCCACCCCAACACCGCUUGAUAUCCGCCAGAUGAGGUGUCAACACAUAUCACUCCCAAACGAAAGCCAAAAGACCUUCUCACUGUAGUCUGCCUGACGCAGACAUAGUCUAAGUCAACAUGGCGUCUGAGUUCUCAACCACCAAGAUCAACCCGGACAGUCAUAUUCUACUGGACCACCCUCUCCUUCGACUCCCCCAUGAACUAGUACGACGAAACUUCAGAAAUACUCAACGAUAUGUUGAACGUGAACGGGACCAGAUCCUGCCUGCGUUGAAAGAGACAGCCAAUGGUGCCAUCAACUCGACUCAGACCCCAGACCAGACCCUAGCAUCGCUCGACGCCAUGAUUCAGAGGAUGCAGACAUUCAAGCGGAAGUUGGAAAAGCUACACGCCGAUGAGGAGGCUUUACACGAGCACUCGGCGAAACGCAUCAAGCAUCUACAAGACGUGUACGACAUUCCCUCUCUGGCCGAUGUCAAGUACGAGAACUGGGCGAGCACACGGCUCAACCGCCUUAUCGUCGACUAUUUGCUCCGAUCUGGACAUUCAAAAUCCGCACUGGCGCUCGCCGAAUCCAAACAAAUCUCCCACCUCAUCGACUUGGACAUCUUUGUCUCUUGCCACAAGAUCGCAUCCUCUUUAACCCGAGGUGAAACCAGAGAGGCACUGGCGUGGAUCAAUGAAAACAAAAGUUCUCUCAAGAAGCUGAUCUCCGCUCCCCACAAAAUCACCGACCUAGAAUUUGAAUUGAGACUUCAACAAUACAUCGAACUCAUUCGAAUCGGCACCACGAGCAAGAAAUUCGAAGCCAUUAAGCAUGCCCAGCAGCACUUGACACCCCAUUCAGCAGCACGAUCAGAGAUGAUCAUGCAAGCCUCUGGCCUCCUGGUUCAAGCCGCAGACACACCAGCCGAACCAUACCGGUCACUGUUCGCUCCCUCUCGAUGGCAUCAUCUAUCGAACCUCUUCGUCGAAACGCACCACGCCCUGCUUUCACUUCCCUUACAGCCAUUGCUGCACGUCGCUCUAUCCGCAGGGCUGUCCGCCCUGAAGACUCCCGCCUGUCACAGUCAAUACAACCCAGCCAGUUCGUCCACACCGGGUCAAGCGCUCAUGGCCACCAACACGUCGCUUUGUCCUAUCUGUAGCAUGGAACUGAACGAAUUGGCCCGUAAUGUCCCCUAUGCUCACCAUACGACCAGUUCAGUGGAACCAGACCCGGUGGUCCUCCCCAACGGUCGGAUCUACGGUCGUCAGAGACUCGAGGAGUUGCAACGCAAAUUGGUCAUGGCUGGUCUUGCGGGAGACUUCAAUAUUCAUGAUAUCGAGAUCGGAAAGGAUGGUGAGGCUCGUGACCCCACGACUGGCGAAGGCUUUGGUUGGGAUGAGGUCAAGAAGGUCUACAUUAUGUGAUGUAGAGAUGUACACCCAGUCUGUACCCUUUACACCUUAAACUCUGUGUUUGGAGUCGUAAGCAAGCCUUGAAUCCUCCACUCCAGCCAGUUUGACUGGUUUCAACACCUCAAUGGAGCUGGCUCCCGGCACAUGAUGAUAGAUGAUGUAUGACAUGAAUGAUUCACGGAAAUUAAUUGCCUUUUCC